Molecule: messenger RNA, 5808 nt
Organism: Diplodia corticola
Lineage: Eukaryota; Fungi; Ascomycota; Dothideomycetes; Botryosphaeriales; Botryosphaeriaceae
Product: sister chromatid cohesion protein mis4
Exons: 3
Coding region: 1-5808 (1935 amino acids)
Biological process (GO): establishment of protein localization to chromatin; replication-born double-strand break repair via sister chromatid exchange; regulation of gene expression
Cellular component (GO): Scc2-Scc4 cohesin loading complex
Molecular function (GO): chromatin binding
Source: RefSeq, a predicted model, not a curated record
AUGGAUCCCGCGAGCGGUGCUGUGAAUGGCGAUGGUGCGAACGGACAAGCAAAUGGGCCAUGGCCUCCCAACAAUGCCAUGGUCCUUCCCAUACGGCCUCGUCUGCCCACUGUGGAUGAUGCUUUGCAGUUCUCCCCCUUGAGCUCCAUAACGCCCUUCGAUCCCAGUAUCAUACCCUUCCCCUCCAGCUUCCCUCAUACGAACCAUACCAUCUUCACACAUACCGAGGAGCGGCAAAAGGCAAGGAGGGGCUUGGAUUCGCUCAAUGCGGAGGCUGCUUCGAAUACACAGAGCACCUCGUACCGGCUACAGCAGUCGUUACAACAGCUCCAGCAGCUACUAAGACCAUCCGAGUUGACCGAGUUCAAGUUUAAGCGCCCAGCCCAAGGGCCUUCGGCGGUGAACAACUCCACUGGCACUUCGCAAAAGGCACCGACACCACGUCUUGGUGCCUUCUCGGCUAUGGUGUUGAACAAGACGAACGUCGCAUUUCGUUAUCCCACCCCAACUUCGCCCACUAAGAAGACCAAGACACCAUCCAAGCGUCCUGAUGGUCACCAAUCACGGCAGCAGGAGCAAACGCCACGGCGUCCUGUUCCUGUUUCGCAGUCGCAAACGCCUCAAGCAACGCCACAGCCUGCCAGGCAAAAUGUCCCGUUGACUACUCCAGUCAAAACCGAGCGUUCGGAUGCAGACGCACCGCAACAGAACGACCUCUCGUCCAGCCAGAGUACCAAGGUAGCAGUCGUAAUUCCGCCCAAGAGCUCGCAGCCAAAGCCUGUGCAAUCCAGUGUCAAUGUCAUGCCACAGCCUAAGGUCGAGGUCCGGCCGCAACUGGUUGUCGAGGCCCGACCACAGCCUAGAGUUGAGGAUACACAGGCUCCUCCUUCAUCGCAAGAGAGACGGGUUGGCGCUGGAAUCGUCGUCCUUAAACUUCCUUCAGCUUUGCAAAAGAUCGAGUACCAGGCCCAUCCAGACGUCGACGCGCGAAUUCUUGCUUGUGAAGAUGGACUUUCGCGCAAACGCAAACGGGAAGACGAUGUGGUACCAACAAUGAGCAUCGACCAGAGACAGAGGAUCGAAGCGACUGUCAUGCGCCUGCAGAACUUGAUUGGGGAUAUCUUCGAGGCUGAGGAUCAACUACAGCCGGACACUUCCGGAAACAUUUCCUCCGAUGCCGCGAGGUUCUUCGUCCCUAGCAACGUUGGCGACAACGAUCUUCCCGUCCUCUCUUCGGAUGCACAGUCGAGACUGGACUCCGCCUUGCACAAGGUCAUCUCCGCCAAGGCUUUCGGAAAUAUCCCUGCGGAUAGUCUCAGUCGCUUGCAAAAGCUAUGUGAGGGAGCUGUCAGCAGUGUCUCCAGUCUUUCCAUCACGCUUGGUGAAGAUUGGUCAGAGGGUGAUAUCGAAGAAUGGGUUGGCCGUCUCAACAGGGCACAACAUGGACUGCAAGCUGCCAGGAUACUUCUCAGGAUCAUGACAGCUGGGCGUGAAGAGAAGCAGCUCUACUCAGAGGAUAUUCUAUCCAGUAUUCUUGAUGCUCUGAAGCAUGUUCUGGAAACAUGCAUGAUACCCGUCUUCGAGGCACGCAAUUCUGAGACUAACAAUGCCUCCUUCAAGAUCAUUUCUGCGCAACGAGGGCACCUUAACUCGCUUCUGCAGAUGGCAGGAAAGGUUCUCAGGCUUCUAGCGGAAAUGAUUGUUAAGGUCGAUGUCUCUGACAGCGCCGUCACUUCAGUGGAAUUUGUAUCGACCACGCUGAUCUUCGUCGAAAACGCACCCACGGAAAAGGAUUCAGCGCUUGGAAUCCAGAAGUGCGAAGGCAUGCGCAGAAUCGCUAUGGACGUCUUGGCGAAGAUCUUCGCGCGCUACCCUGAUCAGAGGACUUUUAUUUUCGACGAGAUACUCACGUCCCUGGAGAAGCUCCCCGUAACUCGACAAAGCGCUCGACAGUUCAAGAUGUUGAACGGAAAGCCGAUCCAGCUAGUCUCAGCGUUGCUAAUGCGACUCAUCCAGACCAGCGCGACCCGUUCGAUCAAGGACACGCACAAAGAUGUACAAGGCUUGCGGUUGGAUGAGCUCGAGGAUGAUGAGAAUGCAUCUCAGAAUGGCGCUCGUUCUCCUGCUCCUGACCAGUCCGGUAUCAUUGAGAUGCAUGAUGCUGCUCAAAUGGACCGCGAGGACUUGAUUGAAGAGCUGAACAGCGUCAUGAAGCCACUCUUUGAGGACGCGCAGAAAAGCGCUCGCUACCUGGUGAACUUCAUGGUUCAACGAGCAAUGACAGCUACGAAAACUGGUGAUCAGCCUUACCGCAACCUGCUGGACAUUUUUACAGAGGACUUCCUGACUGUCCUCGGAUCGUCCGACUGGCCUGCAGCGGAGCUACUUCUGAGAGCUCUUCUAUCGAACAUGAUCGGCCUCGCUGAGAACGACAAGAGCCCGGCGCCCGCGAAGAACAUGGCUCUGGAUUUGAUGGGGCUGAUGGGAUCUGGCAUUCUGGAUCUACAACUUCACGUCAAAAGCGCUGUAAAAAGUAUUGACACAGCAGAGUCGGAGCUUUCUCGCCAACUUGCCAACACCGCAGAGGAUAUUCUGGACGAUAACUCAAAAGAUGCCGAUCUUCUCGAAUUCGAUGGUCCUUACCGCGUGGUUUUGGAGUAUCUGGAGUCUCGCGACCUAGAUGAUCCUCAGCUACAGAGCGCCCAAGGCUACCACGUAACUCAGUGGGCUAAAGAGGUUCACGGUUAUCUAGACAAAGAUGAGGACGAAAACAUGCGUGGAACUCUGGCGAUCCAAUUACGAAACAUGAUGCUGGAUCCCAAGUGGCUCGAACAGGAAUUUGACUUUACCAAAGUGUCGACAGCCCAAGGCAUCCUCGCUGGCUCUAUUGUCGCACUUCGGCUCCCUUUCUGCAAAGCGUUCAAGCGCAUGUUCGCCAUCCUUCUCAGUGCCAUGACCAGCGAUCAGGCCACAGUCAAGAGCAGGAGCUUGAAAAGUGUCGUUCAACUUCUGGAAAAGGAUCCUUCCAUUCUGAAGAACGGUCACUACAUCAUCCACCAGAUCUUGCGCUGCGCAUCCGAUCAAUCUCCACUGGUCAGAGAUUCUGCACUUGGUCUCCUUGCUAAGUGUCUUCAAUUCAAGCCGUCACUCGAGAAUGAGGUGUUUGACAGGAUCAUUGCUCGUGCGCACGAUGCCGCGGUUGGUGUCCGAAAGCGAGCCAUGAAGCUCCUCAGGGAUAUAUAUCUCAGGAAUGAGUCCAAAGAUGUCAAGACAGCCAUUGCUGAAGCUUUCUUGCAGCGCAUCAAGGAUGUCGACGACGGCGUUUCUGAGCUUGCAAGGACGACAUUUGAAGAGAUCUGGUUCACACCUUUCCAUGCGACUAACAAGAUGGAGCGUGCUCAGUCCAAGUUUCUUCUUCAGAACCAAGUCGUGCUCAUCAUCAGGACGGUCCAGCGCGGCGAGACCGUUCUUUCUGUGCUCGACGCUCUCCUAGAGAAUGUCCUAUCACCUGGGUCAAAGAACAGCACCGCUAAUUUCAACGUUUGCAAGAGCAUGGUUGCUGUCAUGUUCGACGGCGUCAUUGACAGUACAGAACUUCCAGAAAACCCAUCGCAGCAACACAUCUUGCAGACUUUGACUGUAUUCGCAAGGGCGAACCCAAAACUUUUCACAGGAGAUCAGCUACAGCUCCUGCAGCCUUACAUUCAGAACCUGUCCAACACGGAUGAUCUGCUGAUAUAUCGCUCAGUCAUCGUCAUUUUUCGUCACACACUGCCUUCUCUCUCGUCGCUCCAGAACACUUUCCUCAAGGCGGUUCAGGAUGCUCUGCUGGCGAGCGUUUCGAAGCUUGGCAAAAUGGAGUUGAACGAGGUCGCUCAAUGCCUCUGGAUCAUUGACGGGGUCCUCCAGAACACCGAGCGCCUUGUCCGGCUGACUAUUUCAGUCAUCAACGGUGUGUAUGCAAGCAAAGACACUAAUUUCACCGAUGAUACCCCACAGGCAGCCCAGGCUCAGAACAGGGUCAAGCGGUAUAUGAUGAUCGCAGGCUACUUCGGGAAAUGCUGCAACUUUGAUCCACACACUGCGGCAUUCAAGGAAAAGUUUCCGUGGUGGAAAGGUAGUUCAGUUGCCGGCUUGAUUGUUGAUGUAAUCCGGCCUUUCACUCGCCAAAAGCUCCCACACAAUCUGCGGGAGAUGGCUUUCGAGAGCAUCGGCAUGAUCUGCCAGGCCUGGCCUUUCCACUUUCUCCGGACCGAUGUCACGACUGCUUUUGAGCUUGUCUUCCACAACCGCGAUACAAAGUUGGAACAAAUCGUCUUGUCUGCUUUCAAGACGUUCUUUGCCAAGCAAGAAGCCAAGUCGGAGUCGGGUGCCCAGAUCAAGGUGGGUGAGGGUGUAACUCGCGGGUCUGAACGCCUUGAGGUAUCCCUAAUCGCCAGUGACGACGAUGGUGCUUGCAGCGGCAUUGCUCAGCGGUUCCUGCACCACAUUGUCCGCAUCGCAUUGGAGCCAGCCGAGGAGCCCGCCAUGAUAGCAGCCCAAGUCAUUGCCAGCAUCAAUCGUCAAGGUCUGGUACAUCCGAAGGAAUGCGGCCCCGCUCUGGUGGCUCUUGAGACGUCAACCAACCAGUUCAUCGCCAACCUUGCGUUCCAAGAGCACAAGACACUGCAUCAAAAGCACGAGAGCAUGUUUGAGAAGGAGUACAUGAAGGCAUGCCACCAAGCUUUCGAAUACCAGCAAAGUAUCUUUCAUGAUACGCAUGGCGCAACCACUCAUCCUUUCGCACCCAAGCUUCGUUCAUUGUUUGAAGUUCUCAAGACGGGCAACAGCAAGGUCCGUAAGAAGUUUUUGCUGAACCUGGCUUCAAAGGCCGAUUUCGACUUUUCCAAACUCGAUACUUCUGAGGAUGUUCCACCACAUCUGCUCUAUUCUCGCUUCUGCUUGGAGAAUCUGGCUUUUUUCGAUUACGUCCGAGUUGACGAGCUGCUUUCGCUCGUUUCAAACAUGGAGAAGAUAGUUUCAAACACGGGCACUCCGGUGGCCCACGCCAUCGAGCUGGAGGUACUGAAGGUCCGUCUGGAUGAGCCUGCAGCACCACCUCCGGUCGCCACAUCCAUUGAGGCCUUCGCUCCCAUGCUGCAGCAGUCGUUCGAUAACUCUACGGAACCGUUCCCCUCGCUGCUGGCGCAACAGCCUAUUCAACAGUCUUUCCUCAAUGGCGAGACACAGAACAAGUCCUUGGAUGUUGCGCCGGAGCGUCUCAAGCAUCUCACCAUCGCGUCGAUCGUCUUGACCAUGAUCUGGGAAACUCGGACCUAUCUUCGCCGUCUCUGGGGUCUGCAGAAGCAGCGCGAGGGCGGCAAGACCGGCAACAAGCCUACCAUCAAGGACCUCAACAAAGCGCCCAGUCGGCAGCCCUUCAUCGUGCCGGACAAGUUCUGGGAAAAGAUGCUUGCGCUCAUGGACUGUCUGUCCAGCACCGAGGCCAUGGUUGCGCAGUGCAAAGCGUUCGCGGAGCUGCUCUCGAUCGACAACGAGCUCAGGGUCGCGUCGGAAGACGACGAGGAAGCCGAGUUGGUAGCCAGGGCGGCGGGUUACGACACACCGGAUGACGAAGACGAGAGCCGCGGCGGCAGCCAGACGCCUGGUGGAGCCGGCCCACGUGGUCGCAAGCGCAAGGGUUCCAUGGGUUCGUCCGGGACUCCUAAGAAGAAGCGGGGCAGGCUGUCAGGCAAGCCCAAGAUGGCGAAGGGCAGAAGGGGUUCGAGAGGUUCAAGCGGCAGUCACGACGAAGAAGCUGUGGUUUGA